GGUCCACUUCCGGGCCAAGCAAUAAACGUGGCAAGUUUGAUAUGAGUAUGGACGUGCCUCCUCCAAAGUGGAAUCUGGCAGACCUUCCGAAGUUCGAAAAAUGCUUCUAUAUAGAACACCCCGCAACAACUGCCCGGUCGGAAUCCGAAGUUCAGGCCUUUCGUACGGAGUAUAAGAUGACAUUAUCCGGCCCGAACAUCCCUCGGCCUGUGUUGUCCUUCGGCGAAUUAAACCUUCCUGAUCAUAUUUUGCGGGUCAUAGCUAACAAUGGGUGGCAUGGCCCUACUCCAAUUCAAGCACAGGGUCUGCCUAUGGGACUUUCUGGUCGCGACGUGGUUGGCAUCGCACAAACAGGAUCUGGAAAAACAGCGUCUUUCGUAAUACCAGCUAUCGUGCAUAUUCUGGCACAACCGCGGUUACUGCGAGGUGAAGGGCCUAUAUGCCUGGUUCUGGUGCCUACCCGAGAGCUGGCUCAACAAGUUCUAAGCGUCGCUCAGCAGUUUGCAACCGCAGCUGGGUUGCGCACUAUGUGUUUCUAUGGCGGAGCAUCUCGUGGUCCUCAAUUGCGCGAUCUACAGCGUGGAGGCGAAAUGUGUAUUGCCACGCCUGGUCGUUUGAUAGACUUCAUCCGGUCUGAGAAAAAACUCCUUUCUCGUGUCACCUAUUUAGUCCUCGAUGAGGCUGACAGGAUGCUGGACAUGGGUUUUGAGCCGCAGAUACGCACCAUCAUCUCUAAUAUUCGUCCCGAUCGACAAACGCUUAUGUGGUCCGCCACUUGGCCACGUGAGGUGCAGGGACUGGCGCGGGACUUUCUGACAAACUAUAUCCAGGUGAACAUUGGGUCAGUGUCUCUGCACGCUAACCCGAACAUCACACAAAUCGUUGAAAUUAUUGAUGAGUGGGACAAGGAGCAACGACUGAUACAACUGCUGACAAUGUUCGGUCGAGAGCGAUGUCUCGUAUUCGUAGAAACCAAAAGAAAGACCGAUCAGAUUACGUACACAUUACGCCGACGAGGAUUUGCGGUAGGUGCUAUGCAUGGUGAUAAACAGCAGCGUGACAGAGAAAUGACUCUAGGGAGUUUCAGAGACGGUCGACUGAGCGUUCUUGUCGCCACCGAUGUGGCUUCCAGAGGACUGGAUAUCGACGACAUACAGUAUGUCAUCAACUUCGACUUCCCGAACCAAACAGAGGAUUACAUUCACCGCAUCGGUCGUACUGCUCGCAGUGAUAAGAAAGGAACGGCCUUCACUUUCUUCACGUCGAAGAACAUGAAGCAGGCCCGUGAGUUGAUCGACAUAUUAGAGGAGGCUAAUCAAGAGGUCAAUCCGGAACUAUUUCGUAUGUCUGGUAUUUCCGACGCCGGGCGAAGGAAUAAAUAUCAAAAGAGAGGUCAAACAUCUUUCAGUUCAAAGCCUCCCGGUCGUUUUGGAAGUUCUGUGGGCGCCGGUUAUACCAGUGGUGCCUCAAAGUUUUCCGACCACAAUUUGAGAGCCCCUAACUACGGCGGGGGUGGUUCUUUUCAAAAUGGUGCCUCCAUGCCUAAGUCGCAUUCCUCAUCGACCAGCCUCCAUACUAUGGGAGCCACUUACCCAUCUGGAACUAGCACUGGAAUGUCUAGUGGUAACGCUACAGGAUCUACACUAAACGCCCCUGCAAAUAAUUUCGGGGGUUCCCAGCAUCAAAGCGAUACACGCGGUCCAUUUAGCACCGCGCCCACCGACACCACCUCUCGGUGGGACAGGCGUGGACCGACCGACAAAGCGGUUAACCAAAGUCCGCAGGUACCACCUGGUCAACCUCAACAACCAAACAACCCUACGGCAAACCCUACAUGGGGAAGUAACCAGUGGGGAGAUAACCGGAUUUCCAACGGAACUCCACAGUUUUGGAACGCCGCUGGACCUGCACCUGCACCUCCCUUCUCUGCCAGCAACCCCAGUUUUCCACAAGAGCGAAAACAGACACAAGCUCGAACUCCCGCGAGUGAGCCCGCUAAUAAGAAUUUCGCUCCGGACAAUUCUGCUCUGCGUUCUCGGGGUUCAUCUGGGAACUUGCAGGGUAACCCCACCCUUUCUAAUGCAUAUCCUCAAGGUUGGCCCACGUUCCCUCAGUCAUCUUUUCCACAAAAGAAUGGAACAGCCGAGCGCUCCCAAUUGGAAUGCUAAUUGGGGACAGCAGUACUACGGUUAAAUUGAAGACUUCAACUUGUCAUCCCAUUGAAAGACCUUUUGCGGCGAUGCCCUCUGUAUACGUAAACAAUCGCACAAUCGUUUCACAGUUGACCUCUUCUCAUUCACCGUUUUACCUCAUUGUUGUUGUAAUGCGAAGAUCGACUGCUGUUUCACACCAAACGUUAGUACCGAGCGAACAUUGGUUUUCG
Opisthorchis viverrini is the source of this 2383-nucleotide messenger RNA. RefSeq lists its product as hypothetical. Bases 42 to 2168 code for a protein of 708 amino acids. The record is from RefSeq and is a predicted model, not a curated record. Gene Ontology annotation, molecular function: RNA binding; ATP binding; RNA helicase activity. The transcript is spliced from 5 exons. Gene Ontology annotation, cellular component: cytoplasm; nucleus; ribonucleoprotein complex. NCBI's taxonomy places the organism in Eukaryota, Metazoa, Platyhelminthes, Trematoda, Opisthorchiida, Opisthorchiidae.